Corticium candelabrum is the source of this 1011-nucleotide messenger RNA. Its product is annotated as uridylate-specific endoribonuclease B-like. The record is from RefSeq and is a predicted model, not a curated record. The coding region runs from base 120 to 971 and encodes 283 amino acids. NCBI's taxonomy places the organism in Eukaryota, Metazoa, Porifera, Homoscleromorpha, Homosclerophorida, Plakinidae. Gene Ontology annotation, molecular function: RNA endonuclease activity. The transcript is spliced from 3 exons.
UCAAAGUUCACACUUAUGGGGAACAGACAGUAGGGACAAUUUUUAUGUGGGAGUUUUCUCCGGACCUUCGUCAGAUCCGCUCGUAGUUGCUGUUCCAAAGGCGCUUAUUGGCAAGUAAAAUGGCUAGAAGGGGUCACAACCUACCGGACGAAGAUCCUGAAUUGUCUCGCCUUUUUACACAACUCUGGCGCUUGGACAAGAACAGGCUUACACCCGGACGAGACUAUGAAAUCAAUCUGCAAGGAGGAACAAAACGUUUCUGGACUCGUGAUCACGCGCGUGAGCCUUUGUUCACUUACGUUACAGACGAGGCAUUACGACGACCCACCUAUAGGAGCUUCAUUGCUCUUCUUGACAACUACGAACGCGAGACGACUGUUCCCGAGACGGUGACUCCCGAAGAAGAACGAGAAAAUUGGACCUUCAUCGAUGCCAUUAUGGAGACUGAACCAAUGAAAGAGGCCCACCGUUUUCUUGCAGGGAAGAAGAAAUCCCCCAGCGAUGAGCAAGGCUUCAAGAGGCAACUAUACGACAUUUGGUUUAAGCUCUACAGGAGAACAAGAGCGUCGGGCUGUCUUGAUUCUUCUGGAUUCGAGCACGUGUUUGUUGGUGAAUGUCGAGGAGGAGAAGGAAGAGGACGAAAUGAAGUGAUUGGAUUUCACAACUGGAUUCAAUAUUAUCAACAAGAAAAGUGUGGCGCUGUUGACUACAAAGGCUAUAUUUUGAACAAAGAGCCUGAAGGACCUGACACUCGUCUACUGACCAUACAGUUCAGUUGGAAGAGGGAAACAAAACCCGAAGGCAGCACGUUUAUUGGAACAAGUCCCGAAUUUGAAAUGGCAAUUUACACAGUCCUGUUCUUGUGUGGCCAAAGUGGAGACAACGUGGUGACUGUGGACAAGCAUCGCUGUAACAUCAAAGUGUAUCACCAUGGCAGAAAUCUUGGAACUGCCUACCCUAUUGAACUGUAGUGGUAUUGGUAGACACUAUUGCAAGAAAUGCGAUAUCAAA